UGCUGACCCAGGCGGACCCAGCCCGGCCCCCGCUAGCUCUAGACCGCGCCAUGCGGGGCCCGAGCGUGGCUCUGUGGCUCUUCCUCGCUCUGCGCACAGCGCUCAGCAGGAUGGAGGUGCGGUGGUGCACCACCUCAGACCCGGAGCAGCAGAAAUGCAGUGACAUGAGCAGAGCCUUCCAGGAAGCCGGUAUCCAGCCGUCCGUCCUGUGUAUCCAGGGCACCUCCACUGACCACUGCAUCCAGCUCAUCGCGGCCCGGGAGGCUGAUGCCAUCACCCUGGAUGGAGGAGCCAUUUAUGAGGCGGGGAAGGAGCACGGCCUGAAGCCCGUGGUGGGCGAAGUAUAUGAUCAAGAGGUCGGUACCUCCUAUUACGCUGUCGCCGUGGUCAAGAGGGGCUCCCACGUGACCAUCAACACCCUGAAAGGGGUGAAGUCCUGUCACACAGGCAUCAACAGGACGGUGGGCUGGAAUGUACCAGUGGGCUACCUGGUGGAGAGCGGCCGUCUGUCCGUGAUGGGCUGCGACGUGCUCAAGGCAGUCAGCGACUAUUUUGGGGGCAGCUGCGUCCCUGGGGCAGGAGAGACGGGCUACUCGGAGUCCCUCUGUCGCCUGUGCAGGGGCGACGCUGCUGGGGAGGGCGUGUGUGACAAGAGCCCCCUGGAGAGAUACUACGACUACAGCGGGGCCUUCCGGUGCCUGGCGGAAGCGGCAGGGGAUGUGGCCUUUGUGAAGCACAGCACCGUGCUGGAGAACACGGACGGGAAAACUCUUCCCUCCUGGGGCCAGGCGCUGCUGUCCCAGGACUUUGAGUUGCUAUGCCGGGAUGGCAGCCGGGCUGAUGUCACCGAAUGGAGGCGAUGCCACCUGGCCCGCGUGCCUGCUCACGCCGUGGUGGUCCGGGCCGACACUGACGGGGGCCUCAUGUUCCGGCUGCUCAAUGAAGGCCAGCGUCUCUUCAGCCAUGAGAGCAGCAGUUUCCAGAUGUUCAGCUCUGAGGCCUACGGCCAAAAGAACCUGCUCUUCAAAGACUCCACCUCCGAGCUGGUGCCCAUCGCCACGCAGACCUAUGAGGCCUGGCUGGGCCGCGAGUACCUGCAUGCCAUGAAGGGUCUCCUCUGUGAUGCCAACCGGCUACCUCACUACCUACGCUGGUGUGUGCUGUCCACUCCCGAGAUCCAGAAGUGUGGAGACAUGGCUGUGGCCUUCAGCCGGCAGAGGCUCAAGCCAGAGAUCCAGUGUGUGUCGGCCGAGUCUCCCCAGCACUGCAUGGAAUGGAUCCAGGCUGGGCAAAUCGACGCCGUGACCCUGAAGGGCGAAGACAUCUACGCGGCAGGAAAGGAAUACGGCCUGGUCCCAGCAGUGGGGGAGCACUAUGCCCCGGAGGACAAUAGCAACUCCUACUUUGUGGUGGCCGUCGUGAAGCGGAACAGCUCCUCUGCCUUCACCCUGGACGAGCUGCGGGGCAGGCGCUCCUGCCACUCCGGGUUCCGCAGCCCCGCGGGCUGGGACAUCCCCGUGGGCGCCCUGGUGCAGAGGGGCUUCAUCCGGCCCAAGGACUGUGACGUCCUCACAGCCGUGAGCGAGUUCUUCAGCGCUAGCUGCGUGCCCGUGAACAAUGCCAAGAACUACCCACCCUCGCUGUGCGCGCUCUGUGUGGGGGACGAGCGGGGCCGGAACAAGUGUGUGGGCAAUAGCCAGGAGAGGUACUACGGCUACAGUGGCGCCUUCAGGUGCCUGGCUGAGAAUGCAGGGGACGUCGCCUUUGUCAAGCACACAACUGUCUUCGAAAACACAAAUGGCCAUAAUUCUGAGCCUUGGGCUGCUGAGCUAAGGUCAGAGGACUAUGAGCUGCUGUGUCCCAAUGGGGCCCGGGCCGAGGUGUCCCAGUUCGCAGCCUGCAAUCUGGCACAGAUGCCAUCCCACGCCGUCAUGGUCCGGCCGGACACCAACAUCUUCACCGUGUAUGGACUGCUGGACAAGGCCCAGGACCUGUUUGGAGAUGACUACAAUAAGAAUGGCUUCAAAAUGUUCGACUCCUCCAACUAUCAUGGCCAAGACCUGCUUUUCAAGGAUGCCACGAUCAGGGCGGUGCCUGUCGGGGAGAAAACCACGUACCGGGCCUGGCUGGGCCCCGACUACGUGGCGGCUCUAGAAGGGAUGCUGUCUCAGCAGUGCUCGGGCGCAGCGGCCCCCGGGCUGUCCCCGCUGCUGCCGGCGCUCCUGCUGGGCCUCCCGGCCGGCCUCCUCCAGCCCGCCCUCUGA
Molecule: messenger RNA, 2264 nt
Organism: Odobenus rosmarus divergens (Pacific walrus)
Lineage: Eukaryota; Metazoa; Chordata; Mammalia; Carnivora; Odobenidae
Gene: MELTF
Product: antigen p97 (melanoma associated) identified by monoclonal antibodies 133.2 and 96.5
Exons: 16
Coding region: 51-2264 (737 amino acids)
Biological process (GO): iron ion transport
Cellular component (GO): extracellular region; recycling endosome; plasma membrane
Source: RefSeq, a predicted model, not a curated record